Caenorhabditis remanei is the source of this 1590-nucleotide messenger RNA. RefSeq lists its product as uncharacterized. Gene Ontology annotation, molecular function: flavin adenine dinucleotide binding; tRNA dihydrouridine synthase activity. Bases 1 to 1590 code for a protein of 529 amino acids. Gene Ontology annotation, biological process: tRNA processing. The record is from RefSeq and is a predicted model, not a curated record. Lineage: Eukaryota; Metazoa; Nematoda; Chromadorea; Rhabditida; Rhabditidae. The transcript is spliced from 9 exons.
AUGAACGGUGAAACGGCUCCUGAGGGUUACGAGGUGGAAAAAUGCGGGGAAUGCGAAGCGGUCGAUGAGGGGCAAACGACGUCUCUCGAUGUAGACGAUCCACUGAACGUCUUCCGAAUGCCAAAAAAGAUGACUUUAGCAGAAAAAGUGAAAAAUACCGAUGAAGUUAUAGCGAAAAAUUUACGAUUUUGGAGAGAAACUCUUGAAAAACAGAAAAUUACGAAAGUUCUCGCACCGAUGGUUGAUCAAAGUGAGUUGGCAUUUCGAUUGUUCACUCGAAAAUACGGAGCCCAGCUGACAUUCACACCUAUGAUUCACGCUCAUUUAUUUGUGAAUGAUGGAACUUAUCGUAGAAAUUCUUUGGCAUUGGUCAAAGCGGAUCGGCCUCUUGUUGUGCAGUUUUGUGCCAACAAAGUCGAAACAUUCCUCGCUGCUUGCCGACUGGUUGAAGACGUUUGUGAUGGAGUUGAUUUGAAUUUAGGAUGUCCUCAAAUGGUUGCGAAACGUGGUCGAUAUGGUUCGUGGCUUCAAGAUGAAGUUGAUUUGAUUUGUGAAAUGGUUUCGGCUGUUAGGGAUUACUGUAAACUGCCAGUUUCAUGUAAGAUACGAGUCAGAGAUGAUCGGCAGCAGACAGUGGAAUACGCGAAUCGAUUGGUUGAUGCAGGGGCGACGAUGUUGACAGUCCAUGGUCGUACACGAGAUAUGAAAGGAGCUGAGACGGGUUUAGCAGAUUGGAGUCGAAUUCGAGAUGUGGUUGAAGCAGUCGGAUCGAGAGUACCCGUAAUGGCGAAUGGAAAUAUCCAGUUUCCCGGAGACGUCGAGAGGUGCAUGGAAGCGACUGGAGCAGUUGCAGUCAUGUCAGCCGAAGGUCUUCUUUACAAUCCAUUGAUUUUUGAUGACUCAAAUGCUCAUAUCGACACGUGGAAGAUUGCUGCGGAAUACCUGCAAUACGCUAAAAAGUUCCAUGCAGGAACCAGUGCGAUUCGAGCUCACGUCUUCAGAAUUUGUCAUCAUAGUCUCCUAGAAUACGAGGAUCUCCGAAUGCGCGUCUCAUUAGAACAUCGAGUCGAAGAUUUUGAAAAUAUUGUUGAGGAACUUGGAAAACGAGCGACGGCGGAUGCAGAUGCUGGGAAGGAACGAGAGGAGGAGGCGAGGAAGUUGUUUGAGUUGAUUAGAAAUGGAGAGCUGAUGGACGCUAUUGAGGUCUCAAAACAGCCGCAUUGGAUUUCAAAACCAUACUUUAGGCUGAAGGAAGUUGCAAAGGAAUCAAUUGUCGGGGAAGGAGAGAAGACGUUUAGAGAGAAACAGAAAGAGAAAUUGGCUCAAACUGCAAAAGAAAUGGGUGUCUCUAUGAAACAAGCCCGUAAACGAGAACGCCGCCAGCUAGCAGGCGCCCGAAUAAUUGAAGCCAAAAGAACGAAGUUCCCUCCAUGUGCCAGAUGUAAACAGCCUGCCGGGCAAGGAUGCACUAUGAGCAAAUGCAAAAAGUGUUGUAGAUAUCAGUGCAAAAACGAGAAACUGGAUUGUAAAUCCCAUCGCUAUCUCUUCGCUAGUCAACCAUCGGAAAAUAUCCAAGAAAUUUCUACUUGA